Messenger RNA from Rubroshorea leprosula, 801 nucleotides. The record is from the annotation of a GenBank genome assembly. NCBI's taxonomy places the organism in Eukaryota, Viridiplantae, Streptophyta, Magnoliopsida, Malvales, Dipterocarpaceae.
AUGUUAGCCAAAAAAAAAAGGGAUGGACGGAUAGAAUAAAGGGGAAAGGAAAACCUAAUUCCCUUUUUUGUUUUCUCUCCUCUUUUUCGGCUUUCCUCUUCUCCUUUUUCUGGUUUUUCCUCUCCUCUUCCAUUCUAAAUCCAAAACCCUUGAAGACAUCAACCUCAUAGCCACUCUAUGAUGCUUUUUUUUUCUUCUUCUAAUAAAAAAUUUUGCUGCUAGCUGUUCCUCCUUUCCUUGUUCAUGAUUUGACUAUUUAGUGGGUGCAUCUUUGCUGUUUGGAUAGUGAGACCCGAGAUGGGGGAAACCAAAGGGAGUGACGGGUUAGAAAGCUAACCAUUUAUAUUUUGGACAUAGAUUUUGAGAUAUAUAUCAUCCUUGUAAACUAUAUUUUAUCUGAGAUAUUGAUCUAAGUUUAUGUGGAUUGUUAGUUAUGAACUUAGCAAGUUGUGGGCCUUGUGCAUUUGUGGUAUCUUCUCACAAGUGUACAGUAUCUAUUUUGCUCCUAGUUCUGGGACAUGACAAUAUUACUUUUGAUAAAUUGUACUCUAACCCAUGCAGGGCUCACUCUUUUAUCUAAAUAAUUAACAGGAGGAAGAUCCCCUCUCACAAAAUGAACAAAAACUCUAACUUUUCUCCCUCUCACAAGUAUUCUUUUCCAUAUUUUCCCUUGGUUCUCCCAUUCUCCCUUCCCUUAUACUCUGGCCUUUUUGGGCUUUUCACAAAAAUAUUUACUUAGUUUCCUUUUUAAUCCUUGAACAUGGCUCUUCUCUUUACUUUCAAUAAGGGGUGAAAUGGGUA